CUCAGCAACAGCACAGUAUCCAAUCAUCUUCUUCACUACACAUUGACAUAUCCGUCUCAUUUUCAACUAAUUUUCCCGUUGAAAACCUCCAUUUUCAUGCAAUUUCCCCCAAAUUCGCCAUGAAAUCUCUCUUCCACAACUCAACUCUCUCAAUCCACCACACAAAUCGUAUCAAAACCUCACCAAUCGAUACAUACAACCGUCAGUUUCAACAAUUUUCCACAACAGAUGCACAACCGAUCAGUUUCCGCAUAUCUCGCCAACAAAACUGCCGGUUGACGAUCAAAUCGGUGCUAGAUUCAGCUUCAAUCGAUCAGUAUUUCGGACUCACGGAAUCAGAUGCACGUAAUCCUACUUUGUCGACUUCGUUUAGGGUUCCGAUGCACCGGAAGCCUAAUCAGACGGUGUUAGAAGCUCAGGCUAGGGUUUGUACUGGACCGACUCAGACUAAACCGCUCACUGAAGAACAAGCGUUUAGAGUUUUGGAUACUAUAUUAAGAUCUGUCAAGGGAGAACUGAAAGAUGAAGAAGAGGUAUCAAAGGCACAACUGGGAGCAUUUUUCGCAGCUAUGACAAUUCGUGCAAAUGCGUUUCCAGAACCAACCCAAUGGAGUGAAGGUGAAAGGCGUGCAAUAGAUGCAUACUGGCCACAUUUAGUCCGGGCCCUACCUUCAGAUAUAAUUUUUUUAGCUGAUCCGGAAGGUUCUAUAAUGAGACUUGGGAAUUCAAUCGGCCCACAAUACGUCGGUAACGGGAGUUAUGAAAUGAGACUCGUGGGUGCCUUGAGGGAAAUUUUAGCCGGUGGUCAUCUUGGUUAUGAAGAAGUUCAAGGUGUUUUGAAAGAUGUUCUUCCGUUGAAAAAACAUGGUACAGGUGGUACUGUAAGCGAGUCACUGUUGUCGGCGUUUUUAAUCGGUCAACGAAUGAACAGGGAGACAGACCGUGAGCUAAAAGCAUACUGCCUUGCGUUUGAUGAUGAGCUUGGUCCUUUGCCGGUAGCUGAUGUUAGAUCAUUGACUCAUUAUGGUGAACCUUAUGAUGGAAACACGCGUUUCUUCAGGAGCACACUCUUUGUUGCUGCUGUUAGAUCCUGUUACAAUGAAGCGUGCCUUCUCCAUGGUGUUGAUUGGAUGCCACCAAAGGGUGGCAUAACUGAGGAGCAAAUGCUAAAAUUCAUGGGAGCAAAUACCAACGUAACACCAUUACAGGCUAAAAAGCUUCUUGAGGAUGAAGCAGUUGGUUUUGCUUAUGUUAGUCAACGGGAAGCUCGCCCCUCUUUAUAUUCAUUGAUUGAGAUGCGGGAACAUAUUAAAAAACGUCCACCGUUAGCAACAGCUGAAAAGGUUCAGCAAUAUGUGAGGGCUACAGGUAAAGAAGCAAUUGUUGCAGGAUUCUACCACGAAGGUUAUGAAGAACCACUUCUGAUGCUCAUGAAACGAAGAGGUGUUCAUGCUGGUUUGGUGGUUAAGGGCGAAGAAGGAGCACUUUCAAUGACAAUGAAAUCCCGAUCCGUGAAUGCAUCAAAAGGACUUCCUGUUAAUUACUGUUCUGGUUUUCGCUCACUCAACACUCCACCAGCUUAUGACGUUGAUGGAGUAUCUCGUGAGAAUUUUUCCGUUGUUGUGGAUCCAAAAGAUUAUGGCUUUGAACCCUCGGACACUCCAAGAACUGAUAAAUCGGUUUCGAAGAACAUAGAACUGGGGUUAUCAGCUCUACAGGGAGAAAAGGGGCCAGCGUAUGAUCGGAUCGUAUUAAAUGCUGGGAUGACCGAUCACUUACUUGGAUGUACAGGCGCAGAAGAUGUAUCAACUGCACUUGAUCGAGCCCGUGAAGCCAUUGACAGUGGUGAAGCGUUGAAUCGACUCUUGAAUUACAUAAAGAUUUCUCAUAGAGUCAAGUGAACAUGUAACAUGCUGAUGCAAUACUUUUCUUUUUGAUCGAAACACACAACAUACAAUUGAGUUGUAGUUUGCCUAUAAAGGAUUUUGUUUUUGCAGUACAUGUUAAAAGUGAGGAUACUUUGAACAUAUAUAUAUAAAUUUUUGGUCUUACUCA
Molecule: messenger RNA, 2055 nt
Organism: Helianthus annuus (common sunflower)
Lineage: Eukaryota; Viridiplantae; Streptophyta; Magnoliopsida; Asterales; Asteraceae
Product: anthranilate phosphoribosyltransferase
Exons: 10
Coding region: 120-1901 (593 amino acids)
Biological process (GO): GMP biosynthetic process
Cellular component (GO): cytosol
Molecular function (GO): GMP synthase activity
Source: RefSeq, a predicted model, not a curated record